Molecule: messenger RNA, 1273 nt
Organism: Trifolium pratense (red clover)
Lineage: Eukaryota; Viridiplantae; Streptophyta; Magnoliopsida; Fabales; Fabaceae
Product: F-box protein At4g00755-like
Exons: 7
Coding region: 278-1168 (296 amino acids)
Molecular function (GO): protein binding
Source: RefSeq, a predicted model, not a curated record
UAGAAAUUUGUUAGGAAAUGUUGACAUGACACACCGUUCUAAAUGCAGCAGAAAAGAGAGAGACAAGGGGUGAAUGAAUAUUUUUGGAACAAAAAUGGCGAAAGAGGAAUCGCCCAACAGAAAGAGUGAGCGAUGCGAGGAAAUGCAUAUUGGAACAAACAUGAGAAUACUGGAAUCGAAGAAGGGAUACAGAGAUAAAGCAUUGCCUGUGCCCAAAGCACAUCAGAGAAGGGAAGAUGAUCGAUUCCACUGAUUUUAGGCUCUGAUACUUCAGAAUAUGUCUAGUAUGAAAACCAGCAUGGAUUUUAUCCAAUGGCUCGGACCUGACUUGUCAAUAAAGGUGUUCUCCUGUUUGGAUGAUCCUGGUGACCUUGUUCGUGUCUCAGCUGUUUGUAGCUCCUGGGAACAUUUUGUUAUUGAGAAUGGCCUCUGCAAGCAACUAUGCUUGAAAAUGAUUCCUGAGGUAUCUGGUGUUGUUCCUAGCAUUGAGUACUACAUGAUUGAACCUGAUAGCGACAAGCGUAAGCAUUAUUAUACAAAAUGGGACUGUCUUAAGAGAAAUCAUAAACUCUAUGCGCACCUAGCUUUUGGUUUCACUCCUAUGAAGAAAAAUUGCAUCGAACACUUCAUUAAAGGAAUUGCAAAUACAUUGGAGCCAAGGGACGAAACUGAAAAUGACCCACCACACGAGACUUUGGUGUAUCGGCUGUGUUCAAAUUUAUGUCUUGUUACGGAGAUUAAUGUCCAACCAUUCCAAGCAUAUUAUGAUAGUGGCUUGCCCAUGUAUACAACUAAGGCUAUCCGGAUUAGAUUGGGUUAUCGGAGACGCGGUGAGGAAAUAGAAUCAAUGACUGCUGUUGAUGAUUCAUUGACUUUUUGUAGGAAAUACGAAUGGAGAUAUACUUCACCGAUAUUUCCAAUGUCUCAGGAAAAUAAGUUGCAAACAUUCAAGCUACCUGAACCUGUUCUGUGUAUUGGAGGCGCGGUGCUAGUGGAGCUGUUUGUUAGACGUCAACAAGAAAAUGUGGAUAAUUUUCUCUACUCAUGGAUUAGAUGGUUUGAUCGUUUAUCCCCUUUUGAAGUUGUUGGAAAAGCAGUUUCUCCAGAAUUUAUUGUGAGGAUUCAUCAAUUUGGAAGCACAAAUGAGAGACAAGGGGUGAAUGAAUAGAGAUGAAAUGAGAUCGCGUGACAUGGAGAAAGAGGAAUCUCAAACAACAGAAAGAGUAAGCAAUGCGAGGAAAUGCAAAUUGGAACAAAAUGAGAGUACUGGAAU